AUGAGCAAAGCAAAGGGUAAAGCCAAUGAACUAUCCACGAGGAAGCCAUGGCUACGCCUCUUAGCUCUCGAUGGAGUCGGAGUUCGCGGCCUUUCAUCACUCAUGGUUUUCCAGCACCUCAUGGAAACCCUCAAUCCUGAUGCCCCGCCGAAGCCUUGCGACCAUUUCCAUAUGAUAGGAGGCACAAGCACAGGAGGGCUCAUUGCCAUAAUGCUUGGCCGGUUGAGAAUGACAGUAGGCGAUUGCAUCACAGCAUAUACACAACUUUCUAGCGAUGUUUUCAAGAAGAGGAGACAUCGAGUAAACCGUCGGGGAAACAUUCAAGGCCGGUUCGAUUCUAGAGAGCUGGAGAAAGCCGUGAAGAAAAUAUUAGCCCAGCAAGGCUUUGGCGAAGAUACGCUGCUCAAAGACGAAGCCGACGCUCCCUGCAAAGUUUUCGUCUGUACAAGGAGUACCAGUGCCGACAAGGUAUGUCUUACGAGUUAUCGAUCUCCGCGAGGGGGCAGCCAUCUACUUGACUCGGUUAAAAUAUGGGAGGCUUGUCGGGCUACUUCUGCUGCGCCGUCUUUCUUUGAUCCGAUUACUAUUGGGCCAUUCGGAGAAGAGUUCAUCGACGGAGCACUAGGAGAAAAUAACCCUAUCUACUCUGUGUGGAAUCAGGCUCAAGAUAUCUGGAGUGAUGGGCCAUUGCAAGACAAGAUCCUGUGUCUAAUAUCUAUCGGCACGGGAGUUCCAAGCCUUAAGCCAUUUCAAGAUGGCGUGCUUGAUAUGGGGAAGGCCUUAGUUGCACUGUCCACCGAGAGCGAAGAGACUGCAGAGCGAUUUCAUCAAGAUAAGGCAAGCCUUUAUGAUAAUGGCCACUACUACCGUUUCAAUGUCAUACGGGGACUAGAAGCUAUUGGUUUGCAAGAAUCGGAGAGAAGAAAAGAAAUCGCCGCAGCUACACUACGAUAUAUCACGUCUCAGGCAGUGUUCAGCCAAGUCAAAAAUGUCCUUGGAGCAGUGAACCGCGCAGCUGAUAUGCUACGUGAAUGUCAACGAUAUGCUGCUAAAGCGAGGAUUCCUAUUCUGUUUAUUACAUCCCUCAGUACUGAAUGUUCAGCAAUUCGUCUAGGGCUCAUCCAGAUCAAGAAAGUCAUCUCUAAAGUAGAAACUGCUUCACUCGAAGAGAUCUUUCAAGAGGAUGUCCUAGAAGAAUACAAUGCUGUUCUUGAGAGCUGUCAUCUUACAUUCUAUAUUCUCAACAAACACAUGAGUGCUAUGAAACUCCACACAACUCCAGAUGCAGACAGGUCUACUUUGAAAGCGAAGCUACAGGCUUUAUCGAAGAAUCCUCAGAUGGACGAAGUUAGCCAGGCUAUUAUGGGAUUAGCUCGUGGAGUGCGUAUAUUGUGCACUGCAUUUGAGUAUGAAAAUGUUUCACGGGCAACAGAAAUCCUGAGUAGUCCUAAGACGAAAAGACUCGUGGACAAAAUUUCUAGCGACUCAGUGUCUCUCCAGGAUUCUUUCCACGGAGAAAUUGACAGAAAUGCAACAGAUUCCCGAGAACUCGAGUAUGACGAGCAGGCUUGUGGGAUCGAUGACCUCCUCAUCAACACAACUCUAUAUCGAAGGGCGUUCAUCCGAAACUUGAUUAAAUCUCAGCACGACGAAAUUCAUGCGCACCCAAUUCCGGAAACAUUGGAGGCAUCUGACUAUCAACAACUAAGUGACGUUGCUUCCGAGUCUGCUAUUAUUGGCAUGCAGACAAAAGGAAAACUACUGGAAGGACCAAAAUUACCGCCGGAGCUCCAUCUACCUAAUUUAGGUGCUCGAGAGGUCGACGCCGAUUCUACUAAGCAGCUAAUUCCAGUAGCAUCGAACGAAUCUUUUGAGGUACGGACGGGGCAAAUAUCGAAUCAUCGAGAUAGUACUACUUCUGCAAUUCAAUCAUCUACUGGUACAGCCCCUAUGUACAAUAACAGUGAGGUUCUCGACGGUAACUCUCAUUCAACUACUGGAGAAUCGAGUGAAGAUUUAGAACGUUUAACUUCAUUUAUUCGAGAAACAUGCUCAGAUACAGUCAUUACUCACAGGUCCAAGGAUAGAUAUUCACAGCCAGCUUCCGUACGUCAAAGUCGUUUAGGGGCUGAGUAUAAGUUAGAGUUUAACCCGAUGGUUUCGGGACGGUUGCCGACAUUGUACGAAAUCCUCAGCAGACCUACCAAGAGGCCGUAUACGCUAUUUGAAUUCUACCUGUAUAUGAGGGAUAUACAAAGAUCUGCAGAUUACUUAGACUUUUGGCUUGACAUCGUACAGCAUACUUCUCUCUGUCGAGAUUACGUACGUGAACUGCGCGUAACGAUCAUACCAGACACGGAUUCGCUUCCAGCAUUACCAUCCAGCUCAGAGAAAUAUGAAGGAGAGCUAAUUAUAUCGAGAGAACACAUUCGCUCAAGUGCAGAAAGGAUCAUGUACACCUUCAUACUUUCAGGCGCGGAAAGGCAAAUACUACUUCCAGAAUCUAUCCAACGGGACAUUGUGACCCAAAUAGAGGAGUUUGGAAGAGACGAUCCCGAAGUGUUCGAUAUGGCAAAAGAUCAUGUCUUUCAAGCAAUAGAACGUGACGCCUACCCCAGAUUCUUGAAUCUUAGCCAGCGACCUUUCAGGAUGUUCAGAGGGUCGCAUGCGAUAGGUUCUUGGAUCAAUAGGGUUUCGCUGCGCGGGAUAUCUCGUACAGAGCCCAACCCUUCGACAACUGGUAUGCAGCGCAUACCACCUCACGAACUAUUUGCUAGUCUGUCAGGAGAAAGACCAGGUGCGCCGCAUAUCUAG
Molecule: messenger RNA, 2814 nt
Organism: Annulohypoxylon truncatum
Lineage: Eukaryota; Fungi; Ascomycota; Sordariomycetes; Xylariales; Hypoxylaceae
Product: acyl transferase/acyl hydrolase/lysophospholipase
Exons: 7
Coding region: 1-2814 (937 amino acids)
Biological process (GO): arachidonate metabolic process
Cellular component (GO): membrane
Source: RefSeq, a predicted model, not a curated record